Cyphomyrmex costatus is the source of this 545-nucleotide messenger RNA. RefSeq names its product coiled-coil domain-containing protein 115. Lineage: Eukaryota; Metazoa; Arthropoda; Insecta; Hymenoptera; Formicidae. The record is from RefSeq and is a predicted model, not a curated record. Bases 42 to 545 code for a protein of 167 amino acids. The transcript has a single exon. Gene Ontology annotation, biological process: vacuolar proton-transporting V-type ATPase complex assembly.
UGUAAAUAUAAAUUUUUGUGCUGACAAUUACAGAUUACAGUAUGAGUAAAAACAUAGAUGUUUUAUCAGAAGAAAUUGAUGAGUUGAUGUUACGUAAAUUAGAACUAAUAGAGGAAAAAGUUCAAGGAGUUAUUCAAAUGGAAAGCUUGCUGAAGGAUGGUCACAUUGAAUUGGCAAAAGCAAGAUAUAUUCGUGGAAAGGGGAAUAUCAGUAUGUUACAAGUUCCAAAUAAUGAAGACACAGUGACAUCCUUGUUUGAUUUGGAAACUAAAACAAUAAAUGAAAAUAAUGAUACUAAGUCAUGUUUUGACAUCAGUUUUAAAAAAUUAAACAAUGAUACAGAUGUUCCAAAAGACCCUAUAAAAUGGUUUGGUGUAUUGGUCCCACAAAACUUGAAAAACAGUCAAAAGCGUUUCCAGGAAUCCAUCUAUGUUUCUGCAAAGAUAGCAAAUAUACAAGCAGAACUUACUUCUGUACUCUCUAAGCUUAAAAUAUUAUAUAUUGAAAAAGAUAAUUUAAAGUCUUCAAAUGGUAUUAAAACUUAA